Camellia sinensis is the source of this 1821-nucleotide messenger RNA. Its product is annotated as amino acid permease 3. The record is from RefSeq and is a predicted model, not a curated record. NCBI's taxonomy places the organism in Eukaryota, Viridiplantae, Streptophyta, Magnoliopsida, Ericales, Theaceae.
ACAGAGAUCUUUUCUUAUCUUCCCCUAUAUAAUCCCCCAUUGCAUAUGUCUGUUGAAGUGUCCAUUACCUCUCUCUCUCUCUCUCUCACACACACACACACAAUUUGUAACACCAUGUUACCAAGAAGUAGAACACUUCCACCCAGAAUCAAUGAUGGGACAAUUGAAGAAAGGCAUGAUAUCAGGCACUACUUGCAAGUGGAAUCCCAACCAAAAGGACAUAGCAGUGAGACUGAAGCAAUAAACCCUCUCGCAAACUAUUCCAAGUGCUUCGAUGAUGAUGGCCGCCUGAAGAGAACUGGAACUUUUUGGACAGCAACAUCGCACAUCAUCACAGCAGUGAUAGGGUCAGGAGUUCUGUCAUUGGCAUGGGCAAUUGCACAGCUCGGUUGGGUUGCAGGGCCAGCAGUGAUGAUCCUGUUUGCCUUUGUUAUUCUCUACACUUCCAAUCUCCUCUCACAGUGCUACAGAUCUGGAGACCCUGUCACUGGACCGCGAAACUACACCUACAUGGAUGCUGUCAAGGCUAACUUAGGGGGCGGAAAGGUUACAGUAUGUGGUGCGAUUCAGUACUUGAAUUUGUUUGGCACGGCAAUUGGUUAUACAAUUGCAGCAUCAGUCAGCAUGAUGGCAAUAAAAAGAUCAAACUGUUUUCACAAGAGUGGAGGAAAAGAUCCGUGCCACAUGUCAAGCAACGGGUACAUGAUAGCAUUUGGAAUCACAGAGAUUCUAUUUUCUCAGAUCCCAGAUUUUGACCAAGUCUGGUGGCUUUCCAUAGUUGCAGCUAUUAUGUCUUUCACAUAUUCUUCAGUAGGCCUUGCUCUUGGCAUUGCCAAAGUUGCAGAAAAUGGGAGUAUCAAAGGAAGCAUGACCGGUAUCAGCAUAGGGACAGCAACGAAAGCCGGGACAGUAACUUCUACACAGAAGAUCUGGAGAAGCAUGCAAGCUCUCGGAGCUAUUGCCUUCGCAUAUUCAUAUUCUAUCAUCCUCUUAGAAAUACAGGAUACUGUAAAAUCUCCCCCAGCAGAGUAUAAGACCAUGAAGAAAGCAACUUUAUUGAGCAUCAGUGUAACGACAGCGUUCUAUUUACUCUGUGGAUGCAUGGGUUAUGCUGCAUUUGGGGAUAAUGCUCCAGGAAAUCUGCUGACCGGUUUUGGAUUCUACAACCCCUAUUGGCUACUUGACGUAGCCAACAUUGCAAUUGUUGUACAUCUUGUUGGAGCAUACCAGUUUUAUUGCCAGCCCUUAUUUGCGUUCGUGGAAAAAUGGAGCGCACAAAAGUGGCCUAAAAGUGAUUUUAUAACAGCAGAAUACGACAUACCUAUUCCUUUCUGUGGCAUUUACCAAAUCAACUUUUUCCGACUGAUAUGGAGGACCAUGUUUGUGGUGUUGACAACCAUCAUAGCAUUGCUCAUGCCUUUCUUCAACGAUGUUGUUGGAUUACUUGGAGCCUUUGGAUUUUGGCCAUUGACAGUCUACUUCCCCAUUGAAAUGUACAUUUCUCAGAAACAUAUCAAACGGUGGUCAAGUAGGUGGAUUGCGUUUCAAAUACUGAGUAUGGCGUGUCUUGUUAUCUCCAUAGCCGCUGCAGUUGGCUCAGUAGCCGGUGUUGUCCUGGAUCUCAAAACUUAUAAGCCAUUUAAGACUAGUUAUUAAUGGAAACACCGAGGAAUAUUUAGAUAAUACAGUAGGAAAUUAGUAUUCAAAUGAAGCCUAUAUGAGUCUUAUGUGAGUCAGGACUACAAAGACUGAAAAGUCCUUUCAAGUAAUAAAAUGUAUCCCCUAUUAAUUUGCGAAUAUUUGAUACUUUGUUUUGUGCCA